UCGCCAGGACUGUGAAAAACGAAGAGGCGCGUUUCAUUCGUAUUUAUUACUCUGGAGAAACCCUAGAUUUUAAUUCACCACUCUCCGGUUUCUCUCUAUAAAAUCUCCUCUCUCUCUCUCCGUCUCGAAAGAUGGCUAAGAAUCGGGAACCCGAGAAGCCGGUGGAAUCGGAAACGGAAUCAGGGGAGGAAGAAGAUUCUGAAGACGCUGGCUCGCAGGAUUCCGACUCCGAACCCGAUCUGGCGCAAGUUAGCAAAAAGCCCUCAUCCUCAACACAAGCAACUCCCAAGAAAGCCCAACCUCAGUCCUCCUCUAAACCCCAACCGCAGCCGCAGCCGCAGCCGCAGCCGCCUUCAUCCUCUGAUGAGGAGGAGUCUGGAUUUGACUCCGACGAAUCAGACCCGAACGUCAAGCCCAUAGCAUCCAAGCCCAUGGAGAAUGAACAGAAAUCCACUGACGGCGCUAGGAAGCUCAGAUCCAAGCCCAUUGCCUCGGAUCUCGUAACUCCUGCUAAAUCCACCGCCGCAAAACGCCCUGCCGAAGAGAAAGAAACGGACGCUAAGGAUGCUAAGAAGAAGAAAAAGGCCAAGCCCGACACUACUGAGAAAAAGUCUACUGAUGAUUCGAAGAAACUGCUUUUCCAGAGGGUUUGGAGUGAGGAUGACGAGAUUGUGAUUUUGCAAGGGAUGAUAGAUUAUGUGACCAAGAAGAAGUCCGAUCCGGUUGCUGACUUGAAUGCUUUUCAUGAUUUUAUUAAGAAGAAUUUGCAUGCGGACAUGACUAGGACUCAAUUGCAGGAUAAGAUUAGGAGGCUGAAGAGGAAGUAUCAGAACAAUAAGAGCAAAGAUAAGACCUUCUCGAAGCCACAUGAGCAGAAAGCUUACGAGUUGUCCAAGAAAAUUUGGGGGAAUGAGAGUGGGAAAGAAAAUGGGGUUGAAAAACUGAUGGGGAACGGUAGUGCACUGAGGAAGAAUCGAGGCAAGAGGCCUAACACGGUUGAAAAUGAGGAAGCUAAGGAUGUGAAUAGUGAUCCGGAGAGGCUGUUGCCAGCCAAGCGAGUGAAUUCUGGUGGUGUGACUGUGGAGGAGAGGAUUUGGAGGAUUGGGGCAGAGUAUUUUGAAAGCGGAAAAGGGCUCGAGGGGGAAAAAGAAUGGAAGAAGCUGAAAGUCGAGGAGAUGGAGGUCAACCUGAGGCAGUUGGAGGUAAAAACUGCACAGGCAAAGCUUGUUCUGGAUGCUGUGAAGUCCGGGUCACUGAAGCUGUAGACAGGUUACGUCAUAUUAAUGCCUUGGCAGUGUUAUAACUGUAGGAUUUUGGGUAAUCUGUGUCUAUGCUAUGGAAGGAUUGUUAAGCUAAUUCUAGUUUUUGGGUAAUUUGUGUCUAUGCUAUGGAUGGAUUGUUAAGCUAAUUCUAGUUUAGGUUUCGUAUUUGGUCUUAAGUCCUUUUGUGGUGGAACCCCUCAUGUUAUGUAUAAUGAACUACUUUGGUGUUUAUCUUAAAAUGGUUGAAGGUUCUUUGGAUGUG
Messenger RNA from Sesamum indicum (sesame), 1524 nucleotides. RefSeq names its product GLABROUS1 enhancer-binding protein-like. Gene Ontology annotation, cellular component: nucleus. Gene Ontology annotation, biological process: regulation of DNA-templated transcription. The record is from RefSeq and is a predicted model, not a curated record. Lineage: Eukaryota; Viridiplantae; Streptophyta; Magnoliopsida; Lamiales; Pedaliaceae.